Molecule: messenger RNA, 917 nt
Organism: Colletotrichum navitas
Lineage: Eukaryota; Fungi; Ascomycota; Sordariomycetes; Glomerellales; Glomerellaceae
Exons: 1
Coding region: 244-744 (166 amino acids)
Source: RefSeq, a predicted model, not a curated record
CACCAAAUGGCACCCUUGUCGCAUCUGCCCAGGAUAGGAAAGUGACACCAACCAGCGUUAAGUUCCAGGGUACUUUCUUGCUCACCGUCGCACCAGAUUCUGCUCUUACGCCUCCCCCACUUUGGUUUCAGGAAUGCAUCUCGUUCGACGUUCCUCCUGCAGAUUUCCUUUCAACCAGUUCUUGCAUUACCAUACAUUUGGGCAACGCAGCCAGCUGGCAGUCUUCCAGAGCUGGUCUGGUAGAUGGACUUCCCUUCCUUUUGCUGGAGAACGACUACGUCGAUAUCGGGGUGGCAUAAAUCAGAGACAACCCCCGUUUUGACGCAUGCGGGUAAAUGGGUCAGGCGAGAUUCAUGCGAUAAUCCAGGGUCCUCUUCUACACAAGAUCGAACGGCCGUCCUGCCAUGGUCUGCUUGCUCUGACUGGUCUGUCUCGACUGAUACUUGGUUAUCGACGACUUCAUGUCCUUGGAAUCCUUCUUUUGCUCUUUCUUUCGGCAAACAACAGUCUGGCAAUGCCACUCUUGUCCCUGAACCCUCGGUGCCACCAGCGCCGUUCAUUCCGUUCUCCUUAACACAUUCUCUUCGGCUGAGUGCACUUACACUAGUCAUUCAUGUACGUCUGUCUGUCUGUCUCUCUGUCUAUCUGCACAGCCUCCCACUUCCACGCAAGCACUUACUCUCGCACCGCUUACGUACAUCGACCACAGCGCCACAGGACCCGCCGGAUCGUGUCUUCUUUUGAUCUUGUUACUUUGCGGACUACCGAGGCACCAGGCAUCAAAUGCCACGCAAAUCACCACGUUUAGCGUCCUUGCAUCACCAGGCUGCCUCUUUCCGUCUCCAACUUGUUCACCUCAUUUGCUAGCCAAGGCGCUUCCCGCGGGACCCUCUCGGUCACAGCGUCCACGUGUACUC